AUGCUCGCGUCUGCGGCGACGCUGGCGCUGAUUGGCAGCGCGGCCAGGGCGCGCGGCCUCAAGUGGGACUGGGCGGUGGCGGGCGUGCUGUCCACUUUUGUCUACCUCUAUGUGGUCUGCGUCACCUGCGCGAUCCUGCCAUGGUUGAGUGUGAGCGUGCCUGGCAUGUCCAACCUGGCGGUGCUGACGGUCACAACGGUUCUCGCGCUCUGGUGCUUCGUGGCGUGCAUCUUCUUCGACCCUGGAAGGGUGCCUGCCGGCUGGCAGCCGGACGCUGAGGACGGCCCCAAGCUCCAGGAGGUCAAGAAGAAGGACGGGGGCCUGCGUUUCUGCCAGAAGUGCGGCGUCCACAAGCCGCCGCGGACGCACCACUGCAGCGUCUGCCAGAGAUGCGUGCUGCGGAUGGACCACCACUGCCCCUGGACCGGCAACUGCGUGGGCCACGGCAAUUACCGCGCCUUCUUCCUGCUGCUGCUGUAUGGAGUCGCCGCGCUGUGGCACGCGACGGGCUUGCUGCUGGCGCAUGCAUGGCACGUGCUGAGCGCGGUGUCUGCAGACCGCGUGCUCAGGACGGGCCCCUCCGGCCGCGUCACCGAGGCGGGCAGUGCGGGCCUCUGGGUGCACCUGGUCCUCGAGGGCCUGGCCUUCUGCCUGGCCGCGCCGGCCGCGGUCGCGCUGUCGUCGCUGCUGUCGUUUCACGUGCGCAUGGUGCUCACCAACAAGACCACUAUUGAGUGGCGCGAGGGCGUGACGGCUCAGCUGGUCUCCGCGAUGCCGCUGGCUGGGGCGCCGCGAGGGGCGCAUCCGUACGACAUAGGCGUGUGCAACAACCUGCGGGAGGUGCUGGGCGAGAGCGCCGACGAGUGGUGCUGGCCGCCCGUCCGGCCCACGCCCGGCGGGACGUCGUACCCGACUGUCUUUGACCCUGGCGUGCGGCUGCCGAGUUACAAGCGGUAG
Molecule: messenger RNA, 957 nt
Organism: Monoraphidium neglectum
Lineage: Eukaryota; Viridiplantae; Chlorophyta; Chlorophyceae; Sphaeropleales; Selenastraceae
Exons: 8
Coding region: 1-957 (318 amino acids)
Molecular function (GO): palmitoyltransferase activity
Source: RefSeq, a predicted model, not a curated record